CACUUGGCUUGGGGUCGGCUCGAGUUGUUGGCGCCUGUGCGUCAGCGCUGCACGGGUCAGACGCGGCCAGGUGACACUUUCCUCACUUCCUUUCUUGACUCUGAAAAGAACAGCUCCUGCAGUUUGAAGCAGAGACUCCUUUUCAGUGUUGCCUGCUGUAGCUGGGACCAGCUUCUCUGGGAUCACAAUUGACCAUGGAAGGCAGGGGGACAUUAGAUAUCAGCCCCAGGACUGCUGUGUAUCAGAAGCAGGUGGGGAGCUUGACUGUGAAGCAGGAACCAGGAAGCCAGACCUGGGGACAGAAGAACUACCCUCCCGUGUGUGAAAUAUUCCGACUGCACUUUAGGCAGCUGUGCUACCAUGAGAUGUCUGGGCCUCAGCAGGCCCUGAGCCGGCUCAGAGAGCUCUGCCACUGGUGGUUGAUGCCAGAGGUCCACACCAAGGAGCAGAUCCUGGAGCUGCUGGUGCUGGAGCAGUUCCUGAGCAUCCUGCCCAGGGAGCUUCAGUCCUGGGUACAGCUCCAUCACCCCAAGACUGGCGAGGAGGCUGUGGCUGUGGUAGAGGAUUUCCAGAGACACCUUAGUGAGUCAGGGGAGGUUUUGCCUCCAGUACAAGAACAGGAUGUGCAUUUAAAGAAGAUGGUAGCUCUGAGUGCAACAGAGCAGUCGCCUACCUCAACCUCCAGUCAGGGCUCGGCCCCUGACACCCUCUUGGAUCCUCCCUGUGACCCAGGAGCACACCACUUCCUCAGUGGACACUUCGAUCCUGCUUUUCCCAAAGUGGGGAACUCCAGAGCCCAGGCAGUGGCUAGUGUGCUUAGGACGGCCAGGCCUCAGGGGACUACAGUGAACAAGGACUGCACGCAGGAAAAGUGGAGUGUCCUGCGUGAGACGGAGGUAGUGAGAGAUGAACACGGCCUGGCCUCUCUGGGUAAGAACAGGAUGGGAAGUUCUGAGUACAGUCCAAAGCAAGACAUUUCUAAAGGAUCACAUUCACUUGACACAUCUUCAGGGGGACUCUUUAGAGUGGCCCUGGUAGAACCAGAGUCUGGAGAUAUCUGUGAUGAUCCUUUAGCACAGAUGGAAGGUCAUCCUUCAGAUGAAGGCGGCGGACUAGAAAGUGAUUUCUUGGAAAAGAAAGAUAAGAAAAAUUCCACAAAAGACAGAAAUGAGGAAUGUAAUGACGUAGGGGAACAUCCAGAUAUGCCCUCCAGUCCUGUUGAGCAUCAGGGAGAAGCAAAGAGGCAGAAGUCCUAUCAGUGUGAUGAAUGUGGCAAAGUUUUUAACCAGAGCUUACACCUCCUUGGACAUCAGAGAAUCCACACUAGAGAGAGACGCUUUGAAUGUAAUGAGUGUGGGAAGACCUUCCAACAGACAUCUCAGCUAAUUGUUCACCUCAGAAGACACACUCAGGAAAGACCUUAUGAGUGUCCUGAGUGUGGGAAGACUUAUUGUCACAGUUCCCAUCUCAUUCAACACCAGAGUCUCCAUAAUGGGGAAAAACCUUAUAAAGGUAAUGAAUGUGGAAAAGCUUCCAUUCAGAGUUCCCAGCUCAUGGACCACAAGAGAGCAUACACGGGAGAGAAACCUAAUGAGUCUGGGGAAGCAUUCAUUGGGAGGAAAAGUCUUGUCCAGCAUCAGGUCCUUCAUGCUAGUAAGAAGCCCUAUGAGUGUAACGAGUGUGGGAAAGCCUUCUGUUCCAACAGGAAUCUCAUUGACCACCAGAGAAUCCACACUGGGGAGAAGCCUUAUGAAUGUAUUGAGUGUGGCAAGGCCUUUAGUCGGAGUAAGUGUCUUACCCGGCAUCAGAGUCUCCACACUGGGGAAAAACCAUACAAAUGUAGUGAAUGUGGGAAAGCCUUCAAUCAGAACUCUCAGCUCAUUGACCAUGAACGAACUCAUACUGGUGAAAAGCCGUUUGAAUGUAGUGAAUGUGGUAAGAAAUUCAGUUUAAGUAAAUGCCUUAUUCGGCACCAGAGACUUCACACUGGAGAAAAGCCCUAUAAAUGUAAUGAGUGUGGAAAAUCCUUCAAUCAAAACUCUCACCUCAUUAUACACCAGAGAAUUCACACUGGAGAGAAGCCUUAUAAAUGCAAGGAAUGUGGGAAAGCCUUCAGUCACAGCUCCAACCUUGUGGUUCAUCGAAGAAUUCACACUGGACUGAAGCCGUACACCUGUAGUGACUGUGGGAAGUCAUUCAGUGGUAAUGCAAACCUUGUUGUGCAUCAGCGGAUCCACACUGGGGAGAAGCCCUUUGCCUGUCACGAGUGUGGGAAGGCCUUCAUUCAGAGUGCCAACCUCGUUGUGCAUCAGAGGAUCCACACUGGACAGAAGCCCUAUGUCUGUGCAAAAUGUGGGAAGGCUUUCACUCAGAGUUCAAAUCUGACUGUUCAUCAGAAAAUCCACUCCUUAGAAAAAACCUUUAAGUGUGGUGAAUGUGAGAAAGCCUUCAGUUACAGCUCGCAACUUGCUCGGCACCAGAAAGUCCACAUAACUGAGAAAUGCUAUGAAUGCAAUGAAUGUGGAAAAACGUUCACUCGAAGCUCCAACCUCAUCGUCCAUCAGAGGAUCCACACUGGGGAGAAGCCUUUCGCCUGCAGUGACUGUGGCAAAGCCUUUACCCAGAGUGCAAAUCUUAUUGUACAUCAGCGAAGCCACACUGGUGAGAAGCCGUAUGAGUGUAAAGACUGUGGGAAAGCCUUCAGUUGUUUUUCUCACCUUAUUGUGCACCAGAGAAUUCACACUGCAGAGAAACCUUACGACUGCAGCGAAUGUGGAAAAGCCUUCAGUCAGCUGUCUUGCCUUAUUGUCCACCAGAGAAUUCAUAGUGGAGAUCUCCCUUAUGUGUGUAACGAGUGUGGGAAGGCCUUCACUUGUAGCUCAUACUUACUCAUUCAUCAAAGAAUCCAUAAUGGGGAAAAACCUUAUUCAUGUAAUGAAUGUGGGAAGGCCUUCAGACAGAGGUCAAGCCUCACUGUCCACCAGCGAACCCACACAGGAGAGAAGCCCUAUGAGUGUGCAAAGUGUGGUGCAGCUUUUAUUUCUAACUCGCACCUCAUGCGACAUCACAGAACCCAUCUUGUUGAAUAG
This is a messenger RNA of Arvicanthis niloticus (Nile rat), 3089 nucleotides long. NCBI's taxonomy places the organism in Eukaryota, Metazoa, Chordata, Mammalia, Rodentia, Muridae. The record is from RefSeq and is a predicted model, not a curated record.